CCCGUUUGAUUGAUGAGAAACCGUGUGAAAGUCAAUUAUAAGAUUCCGGUUUUGUCUUUUUUUUUUUUUUUUUUCUUUUUCCAACGAUUUUUUAGUAGCCAAAAGGAGCAUCAAACACUGAUUGCCCCUGAAAAUUGGAUAACGAAUGAAGACGAUACCAUUUAGUUGACCUUUCUAAUUUUGUUUACACUUCUAUUUUUUCAAUUUCUACACCGAAUCUUCAUUCUAUUUGCUCGAGUGAAGUUUGAAAAAAUGUAUCUGUAACUGUUGAAUCGGUAAAUCGAGGAGCAGUUCCUACAAUGUCAGAUUCCGAGCGAAGAUCAAAAUUGUACGAUAAGAUGGAAAGUGACUUGAAUGAGCAUGGUGCAGCUUUCCUUGAACAUGGUGAAACUUCUCAGUCUUUAUCCCUUUCAGAUCUUUUCACCCUUAAGGAUGGAAUUGUAACUCCUGUACUCAAGGCAGCAAAACCACCAGUACGGGCUAAUGUUUUGUAUUUGAGCACAGAGUUCUCAGUGCCUAUCUCGGAAGCUGUAAAGUCUAUCUUUUCUCCAUACUUCGAUAAAGUGAUCUGGUUUCAGAACUCUAGUUUGUACCAUUUUAGCAUGUUUCAUGCCUCACAUCAUAUUACACCUGUUCCUGCUGCGGAAGUUGAGAUUGAAGCUGAAGCAACUGCUGUUGAAGCUGUUGCAAAGGCCCUAUGCCCUUUGAAAAUCGUGUUAGACAGGGUGCUCUUGACUUCAACUGGUGUGCUUCUGGGGUGUUGGCAGGUAGCCUCUGGAACAGAUCCAGUAACCAUUCGUGCUAAACUGAGAACUGCUCUUCCACGUGCACCCAAAAAUCAACUUGGGCGGCGGGGCAAACCAUUGAAGUAUACAUUGGGAAGCAGAAAAAGAAUGAUGUAUGACAAUGCGAUUCUUCAUACCUCAUUUGCACGACUUCUGGGUCCCCCUAAAUUUUCUCCAACGGAAUUGCAUAAAGCUUCGGAUCAACUUCAGUUUUUUCAUGAGCUUGUCGCCCGCCUUAAUAAUAUAAUCCGUGGAUUUGAGGCAGAUGUUUCAGAGCUCUGGUAUGUGGAGGAAUAUGACGUGUUGGCUCUUGCAUUGAAUGGAAGAAUGAAGGUUCGCAGAUUCAAAUUGACCGCAAGCAAAUCUGAAACUUCAGAAGAUCACAAAGUAGAAGGGAAAGCCUAGUCAUGAAGACAACCUGUUUCAUGCUCCACUGUCUGGUACCCAAAGCCUGGCUCCAAGCCAUCCUCAUACAAGUCUGAAAUGUGCCAGUCUGCCCCAGCAUAAUAUGGUGAAAAAUUUCUAACUCUCCACAACCUUUCUGCCUCUAUAUACAAGCUUGUAUAAUGUAUUAUAUGUAUAAUUUCAAUUCACAGAAUCAUAGUUCAAGAAUUGAUGGGUUUUAUUUCAUCUCAAUGCUGCAAAUGUUGGAAUUAAAUUUUGAUUUCUGUA
Messenger RNA from Vitis riparia (riverbank grape), 1457 nucleotides. RefSeq lists its product as uncharacterized. The transcript has 11 exons. The record is from RefSeq and is a predicted model, not a curated record. NCBI's taxonomy places the organism in Eukaryota, Viridiplantae, Streptophyta, Magnoliopsida, Vitales, Vitaceae. Bases 300 to 1190 code for a protein of 296 amino acids.